Penicillium bovifimosum is the source of this 2745-nucleotide messenger RNA. RefSeq lists its product as uncharacterized. Bases 1 to 2745 code for a protein of 914 amino acids. Lineage: Eukaryota; Fungi; Ascomycota; Eurotiomycetes; Eurotiales; Aspergillaceae. The transcript is spliced from 5 exons. The record is from RefSeq and is a predicted model, not a curated record.
AUGGCGUCUCCUCUUGGGCUCGGUGGCUCUCCCGCCCAUCCAGAGAGCUUCUCUGAUCCCCCUCCUACUACUCCUCCAGUGCGAAGGAAACCUCUUCCGCAAAAUGAUGCCCCAGUGACCUCUGGUCCUGUCCACCCCUCCUCUCCCCUUUCCUUCGAGGGCGAUAAACCCACUUCCAUUCCCACAGCACCAGUGGCCAGACCUCCAUCUCCUUCAUCGGUGGAUGGGGACUCGUUCAUAUCGGUGCAAAAGAACCCAAAUAGACGCCAACCUGUCCAACCCCUACACGUCGAUACCGCCGCCUCCCGCCACGGCUCCGCCGCGUACCUGAGAUCGGUGCUCGAGGACGACGACGACGAAGACGAGGAUCCGGACUAUUUUGAUGAGGAAUAUGCGCACCAGUUCAUGAGUGCAACUCCCCUGCACAGUCGUCUGGAUAGCGAACCAUUCAUUCCGGUCCUCAAAUCCCCUCCCCCCACGAAACGAUUUUCACGAAGGGCAACGAGUAUGGCAUUACAUCCGCCUAUGAACCGGCCACCACCACUACAUAUUGACGUAGAUCCGCGAUCGAUGUCUAUGUCCAUGGCUGGGGAUCCGCGACAACCAAAGACACCCGGAAAUAAGAUCAGCUCCUUCUUUGGUUGGAAGGGCGCGUCAGGAAAUAAUAAUCAUAAUAAUACAGUUACCUCCCCGGGAGGUGAAUCCUCCAGCACCGAGAUCUCCGACUCGGGUCGGUCAGCGAUGCCUUCCCCCAUGCCGCCAUUAGCGAACGUCCCUUUCAAGCCUUCCUCUCCCUACGAUACCAGGAAUGGAUAUAGCCUCCCGGCGCGAACACCCUCUCUGGGGUCUUCGAGUAUAAAAGAGAACAUAUACAUGUCUAAAAUGGCAGAUUUGGAGAAUGAAUUGCGCGAGAUAAGCUCCGAAUUGGCGGGAUCUAUCCGCCGAGAAAUGGAUUUGGAGGAUUUAGUCGAACGGCUCCAGUCAGAAGGCCCGGAUGCCAAUCGCCGGACCAGUGACUAUUUCUCGGACUCGGGUACUAGCUCUGUUCGCUAUGCCUCCGAUACUGGGAAGUCUGAAGAUAUUGAGAAGAUCCGCCGCAUGGCAGAGCAAGAACGGGCCCAGCUCAAGGUCGAACUAUCGCAGAAGUUACAGGAAGAGCGGUCUCAACGGAUGGCAUCAGAGUCACAUGUGCAGAUCUUGGAAUCUCAAGUCCAACAGCUUCGACGCGAAAGGACGGAUUUGUCAGAUCUGUCGUCCAAGACGAAGGAACUUGAGACUGCUCUGGAGAAUACCAAGCGAAAACUGCUGGAGGAACGGCAGUCAAAAGAUAACUUCGAGGAUCUACUUACUGCCAUGCGAGUAGAGUUGGAACAGUUGCGUAAUGAACGAGACCAACUUCGAGAUGGCAACAAGCUCGCAGAGGAAAUUGAGGCGUUGAAAAUCGAGAAUGCCUCCUUGGCCCAGCUUCAAGGUGGCCGGUUUGCUUCAAUCGCAGAGGAAGGUGGCUCGGCCAGAAAUUCAGCAUUCGGAGUGUCACGAUCGAACUCCAUUGCACGCAAACCCAGCGGCUUAUCCCGCUCGGGCUCUCUUUCCCGGUCCAACUCGGUCAGCAAUAACAACAACAACGGUGGUAAGUCACCUGAAACCCGCGAAUCGUUGGUCGACAAGGUCCAUGAUAUCGAGGUACAACGUGAUGCAUUGCAUCGGGCUCUGCGAAGCCUUCUCGAUCGCCAGGCAUUCCAGGCCCGCGAGUACGAGAAGCGCACUCGAAUGCUCGAAAUUGAGCUUGCUCGAAGCCAGCAAUUGGGCCAGCCGCAAAGAUUAGGCUAUGAAAGGGAUGUCCGUAACCUACGUGACGAAAUGAACCACCUCCGCAUGCGCGCUGAGGACGCUCUGGAUGCUAAGUGGCAGUGCGAGAAGAAUCUCGCGGGUCUGAAGAUGGACUUGGAUCGUGCCGAGCAGGAAACCAGCGCUCUGCGCGUGCUUCUGCAGGAGGACAGCACCGCUGGUGCAGAGUUGAUGGGUGACCAAGAAGGCUUUGCUGACAUGGUGACGACCUCCUCUUUCCUGCAAUCUGCAUUACAGCAAUUGCAAGCAGAUCAAGCUGACGCCGAGGCGAGUGUCGCUGGCUCGGAAGACCUUGCUUCCUCACUUGCUCGGGUUGAAGCACUGGGCUCCAACGUCCACUACCAGCUUCAGGCCAACACCACUCUGCAUAGCCGUCUCGCAGCGGCCAUUGAUAAGGGUGAUAAAGAUCAACAAAUCUCAGUUGAGCGAAUCAAUGUCUUGCAGAACCGCAUGAGGGAGCUGGAGGACGAUCUCCUGGCUGCUCAGAAUCACUCCGAAGAAGAGAUGAGCAAGCAUGAGGAUGAGAUUCGCUUGCUGAAGGAAAGCCAGGGUGCCCAGCUCACGCGGAUGAUCAACGCCAGCCUCUCACCCCGGACGCCGAACGCACCCUUUGAGGUUCGCUCACCGCGUCUGGAUCAAACCACGAGCGGUAAGGGCGUCCCAUUGACGCAGGUCGUCCAGUCCGAAAUGCUGGAGCGACGAGUCAAGGACCUCGAAAAACUCCUCCGUGAUGCGGACAUGGAGAUGGAGCAAGUGGUUGGACGCAUGAAUCGCACGCAAAUUGAUGUGGCUCAGCUUCAAACUGACAGAGACAAUGCUCUUCGCCAGACUCGCCAACUACACACUGAGAUCCAAGCUGAGCGCGACGCCCUCCGAGCGCUCAUUAACGCCCUGUAA